This is a messenger RNA of Phascolarctos cinereus (koala), 2497 nucleotides long. It is a transcript of the gene TMBIM1, whose product is annotated as transmembrane BAX inhibitor motif containing 1. Gene Ontology annotation, biological process: negative regulation of apoptotic signaling pathway. Gene Ontology annotation, cellular component: membrane; Golgi apparatus; endoplasmic reticulum. The record is from RefSeq and is a predicted model, not a curated record. NCBI's taxonomy places the organism in Eukaryota, Metazoa, Chordata, Mammalia, Diprotodontia, Phascolarctidae.
UAUCCGAGCUUUUAUACUCGUUCCCCUGGCCAGGAAGACGUUGCCUUCUUCCACCCUCUCCUCUUGAAACAUGCCUGAUUUCCUUUGAGACCCAGUUUCAGGUACAGGAGGCUGAGGCCCCCUCAAUCUUGAACAACCAUGUCAAACCCCAGUGCUCCACCUCCAUAUGAAGACAGAAACCCCCUUUAUCCUCCUCCCCCAGCAGGGGGAGGUUAUCCUGGGGGAGGUUACCCUGGGGGUUACCCAGCAUACCCCCAGCCAGGCUUUGGACACCCAGCUGGAUAUCCUCAGCCUAUGCCUCCCAUCCAUCCAAUGCCCAUGAACUUUGGCAGAGGUGAAGUCUAUGGAGGAGAGGAACCAGCAGUGAGUGACAACUUUGGGACUGGAGAAUGGGAGGACAAGAAGGUCCGACACCGCUUCAUCCAGAAGGUUUAUGCCAUCAUCUCAAUCCAGUUGCUCAUCACAGUUGGCAUCAUUGCUCUUUUCACCUUUUCGGAUCCUGUUCGAGCUUUUGUGAGGAAGAACUUGGCUGUCUACUAUGCUUCCUAUGCUGUCUUUCUGGCUACAUACCUGACCCUUGUCUGCUGCCAGGCACCCAGGCGCCGGUUCCCAUGGAACAUCAUCUUGUUGACCAUCUUUACCCUAGCAAUGAGCUUCAUGACUGGCUGCAUAGCCAGUAUGCAUAACACUAAAGCAGUCAUCUUGGCCAUGAUUAUCACUGCCAUCGUCACCAUUGCUGUCACCAUAUUCUGCUUCCAGACCAAGGUGGACUUCACAUCCUGUGCAGGGCUCUUCUGUGUGCUUGGGAUUGUGUUGACAGUGACUGGGAUUGUCACUGCUAUUGUGCUAGCUUUCAAAUAUGUCUACUGGCUCCAUAUGCUGUAUGCUGCCCUCGGGGCUAUCGCUUUCACUCUGUUUCUGGCAUAUGACACACAGCUGGUCUUGGGGAACAGGAAGCACACCAUCAGCCCAGAGGAGUAUAUCACAGGUGCCCUGCAAAUCUACACGGACAUCGUCUACAUCUUCACCUUUGUGCUGCAGCUUCUGGGGGAUCACAAUUAAGGGGGCCUCUCUUCUUGCCCAUGCUCCUUCUUUGCUUUCUCUUUCUGGGUUGGCCAGUUACUGCCGUGGCCCUUUUCUCUCAGUAACUUCCCCAGGAAAGGUUUUACAUGUUGCUGGUGAGAUCUGGUGGGGGCAGUCCUGUCGGGGGCUUGUCUUAGGGAGGGACAUGCUGGACUGGAGAAGCCAGUGAGUGACUCUCUUCUGACUGGUCUAAGACUGAAUCCGAGGUUUCUUCUCCUUUUUGUCAAUACUGCCCUGUCAGAGAUCACUCUGUCUCGGUAACUAAAGGGAAACAAGGUGCAGGGAUAUUUCAAGGAAAUGUGAUGCCCAUUCUCUGCAGGGGAUUCCAUACUGAGCUGCUAUCUACAGUGCCCUUCCUCUCUGGCAUUUUCCCCUAUGGGAUUGGAGAAUGGGGUCAGUGCCUACUCUUUCUCUUGCACUAGACUCCCAAAAUCCUGUCGUUUUCUUAGUUUUCCCCUCGCCCCCACCACCCAAAUAGUUCUUCCCCUUUACCCUUUGUACAGACAUGAUCCAAUGAUGUGUAUAUAUUGUUUAGUGGGAAUUGGGCACCAUCUAUAAUAGUGCCCAGCCCUGGCCUACCUACCAUAAACCUUGACCUCUGCCUAAGGCUAGAAGGCAAACCUCAGUCUCUACCCAUCUCCACCUGGCUCCUUCCCAUCACCCCAGUCCUGGAAUUAUUUCCAGAAGGGUGUUUGGCCAGUGGGAGUGGGGGUAGUUUCUUCUUUGACCUUCAUCUCUGGCAUCCUAGACUUGACAGUGAAGGGAUGUGUAGUAUGAAUGGGAAUGGGUUGAUAGCGUGACAGGUGCCCCACCCCCACUGGUGGGGCCAGUGACCCAAAUGUAGGCAAAAUAUGGAGCUGGCAGGGAUACAGACAGAGCUGGGGUUGAAAGAUGCUCUCCAGUUUAUUCUCUGGGCCCUGCUGCGACCUACAGAACAUCCCAGCCUUAGGCUUCUCACAGAAUUUUAAACCGGAAGGAACACCCUUCAGCUAUUCUAGGGUAAGCCCUCUAUUAUACACAUGAAAGAUCUGAGGCCCAGAGGUAAAAUGUUUGCAUUAGACCUCACAGAGUGGUAGAGCUACCACUAGAACCUGGCUGUUUGCUCAUACCAUCCCUUAGUUUUGGGGUGGCUGCUGGGGGUGGAAGAUAGGGCCCCCUCCCCUUGCCUUCUCCCUCAGGAUGGUUAAAGUUGAAUCCCCCAUCGGCACCUCCCUUCCCUGCUCCUAAGGGCAGGAAACCACUGGCUAAGCUUUUAACACCAAGUGCCUUAUGAGGGAGGUAGGGACUUGAGGGACAGUGUUCUCGACUUUAGCCCAGCACAAGGGUCAAAAAAGGGCUUCUGUACAUGAUCUUUCCGGAGUUUUGAGCACCACAGAGUUGUAACAGGAAAUACAAUAAAAUUCUAUGUUAGAAA